This is a messenger RNA of Chinchilla lanigera (long-tailed chinchilla), 4954 nucleotides long. RefSeq names its product macrophage stimulating 1 receptor (gene Mst1r). The record is from RefSeq and is a predicted model, not a curated record. NCBI's taxonomy places the organism in Eukaryota, Metazoa, Chordata, Mammalia, Rodentia, Chinchillidae. Gene Ontology annotation, cellular component: membrane; signaling receptor complex. Gene Ontology annotation, molecular function: protein binding; ATP binding; transmembrane receptor protein tyrosine kinase activity. The transcript is spliced from 20 exons. The coding region runs from base 361 to 4647 and encodes 1428 amino acids. Gene Ontology annotation, biological process: cell surface receptor protein tyrosine kinase signaling pathway; nervous system development; cell migration.
GUAAAGCAGCUCAACCGGAACAAGAGCCUGAGCCGGUUGGCUGUGGGGGGACCGAAUGGCUCAGGCCUCCGCACUUCUUUCCAGGCCACUCCACGUACACACGGCCGCAGGCCGCUGAGACAUAGGCGUCCAGAAGUUGCAGGAUCCGGACUUCCAGGGCCGGGCAUUGCCAGAGGGCCGCAAGCCCGGAGUCGGCAAGGCCCCGCCCACAGCUCCGCCCCGCCGGCCUCCGCCCGCGGGUCCCGGGUGCUGGAGCUCGCGGGCGGCAGGUGAGCGGCCUCUCGGCUCCCAGCGUGCGCAGUCUGCCGGCACCCCGGAGAGGCUGGGCUUCCGCGGAACCUGGCCGAGAGUCAGCUGCCCAUGGGCUUUCGGAGUGGCUGCCUCACACUGCCGCCAGCCAGGCCUGCACCCGCGGGAUCCUCGAGGGGCUCUGGCUGGCCUCGAUGGAGCUCCUCCCGGUCCCUGUUGCUUCUGCUGCUUUUGCCCCUGUCUGCGAUGUCCUCCACAGACCGGGACUGGCAGUGCCCGCGCACGCCCUACGCCGCCACCCGCAACUUUGAUGUGAGGUAUGUGGUGCCCUUUUUCUCCGCGGGCGGCCUCGUGCAGGCCGUAGUGACCUAUGAGGGCGGCCAGGACGGCAGUGCCGCGUUCGUGGCCACUCGCAAUCGCCUGCACGUGCUUGGGCCUGCCCUGCAGUUUGUCGAGAGCCUGGCCACCGGCCCUGCUGGAGACCCGAGCUGCCAGACCUGCGCGGCCUGUGGACCAGGCCCCCACGGGCCGCCAGGUGACACAGACACGCUGGUGCUAGUGCUGGAGCCCUGGCUCCCCGCCCUGGUCAGCUGUGGCUCCAGCCUGCGGGGCCGCUGCUUCCUGCAUGAGCUGGAGCCCCACGGAGGAGCCUGGCGUCUGGCGGCACCCGCCUGCCUCUUCUCUGCCCACCGAAACCGGCCUGAGGACUGCCCCGACUGUGUGGCCAGCCCCCUGGGCACCCGGGUGACUGUGGUUGAGCAGGGCCAGGCCUCUUACUUCUAUGUGGCAUCCUCGCUGAACACAACGGUGGCUGCCAGCUUCAGCCCCCGCUCCGUGUCCAUCCGGCGCCUCAGGGCUGACGCCUCAGGAUUUGAAACGGGCUUUUCGGCGCUGUCGGUGCUGCCCAAAUACCUGGACUCCUACCGUAUCGAGUACGUGCACAGCUUCCACUCGGGAGCCUUUGUCUACUUCCUGACUGUGCAGCCUACCAGUGUGACAGACACUCCUGGUGCCCUUCACACGCGCCUGGCACGGCUCAAUGCCCUGGAGCCGGAGUUGGACGACUACCGGGAGCUGAUCCUCGACUGCUCUUUUGCACCUAAACGCCGCCGCCGCAGGGCCGCAGAGGGUGGGCAGUCCUACCCGGUGCUUCAGGCGGCCCACUCAGCUCCCGUGGGUGCCCAGCUCGCCUCUGAACUAAGCAUCACCGAGGGCCGUGAAGUGCUGUUUGGAGUCUUUGUGACCGGCAGGGGUGGUGGCCCUGGCAUGGGCCCCUACUCUGUAGUCUGUGCCUUCCCCAUUGACAUGCUAAACACGCUCAUUGAUGAGGGUGUGGAACUCUGUUGUAAGUCCUCUGUUAUCUCUGGCCUUCGACGGGGCCUCGACUUCUUCCAGACACCCAGUUUUUGCCCUAACCCGCCAGACCCAGAGGCUCCUAGCCCCAACAUCAGCUGCCGCUACUUCCCUCUGCUGGUCAGGAGCAGCUUCCCACGCGUGGACUUAUUCAACGGGCUUUUAGGACCCGCGCAGAUCACUGCGCUGUAUGUAACACGCCUUGGCAAUGUCACAGUGGCCCACAUGGGCACGGCUGAUGGACGUAUCCUGCAGGUGGAGCUAGCCAGGUCACUCAACUACUUGCUGUAUGUGUCCAACUUCUCACUGGGCAGCAGCGGGCAGCCCAUUCAGCGAGAUGUCAGCCGCCUCGGGGACCACUUACUCUUCACCUCUGGGGACCAGGUCUUCCAGGUACCUAUCCGGGGCCCCGGCUGCCGCCACUUCCUCACCUGUAGGGGUUGCCUGCGAACACAGCGCUUCAUGGGCUGUGGCUGGUGUGGAGACAGGUGUGGCAGACAGGAAGAAUGUCCUGGCUCCUGGCAACAAGAUCACUGUCCACCUAUACUCACUGAGUUCCACCCCCACAGUGGGCCCCUAAGGGGCAACACGAGGCUGACUCUGUGUGGCUCCAACUUCUACUUGCACCCUCAUUCUCCGGUACCAGAGGGAACCCACCAGGUCACAGUGGGCCAAAGUCCCUGCCGGCUGCUGCCUCAGGACACUGCAAACCUCAGCCCGACACCCCAGAAGGACUUUGUAGAGGAGCUUGAGUGUGAGCUGGAGCCCUUGCACACCCAGGCAGCGGGGACUACCAACAUCAGCCUCACCGUGACUAACGUGCUGCCGGGCAGGCACUUCCGUGUGGAGGGCACCGCCCUGCGGGGGAGUUUCUCUUUCAUGGAGCCGGUGCUGACAGCCGUGCGACCCCUCUUUGGCCCGCGGGCAGGGGGUACCCUUGUCACCCUUGAAGGCCAGCACCUGUCUGUAGGCACCAGCCGGGCUGUGCUGAUCAAUGGGACUCAGUGCCAGUUGAAAGAGGUCACCGAGGGGCGGAUAGUAUGUGCCACGCCCCCCGGUGCUGCUACGGCCAGUGUCCCGCUUGGCCUGCAGGUGGGGGGUGCCGCGGUGCCCGGUUCCUGGACCUUCCACUACAAGGAGGACCCCAUUGUGCUGGGUAUCACCCCCAACUGCGGCUACACUGGCUCCCACGUCACCAUCCACGGCCAGCAUCUGACUUCAGCAUGGCACCUAACACUGGCAUUCCAUGAUGGGCAAAAGGCAGCAGAGAACAGGUGUGAGGGGCCGCUUCCGGAGCAGCAUCGAUGCCAUCUGCCUGAAUAUGUGGUCCGAGACCCCCGGGGGUGGGUAAUAGGGAAUCUGAGUGUCCAGGGGGAUGGAGCUGCUGGCUUCACCCUGCCCAGCUUUCGCUUCCUACCCCCACCUCGUCCACCCAGUGCGGACCUAGCCCCGCUGAAGCCUGAGGAACACGCUGUGAAGUUCCAGUACAUCGGGCUGGAUGCUGUGGCUGACUGCGUUGGUGUAAAUGUGACUGUGGGCGGUGAGAGCUGCCAGCACGAGCUCCGGGGGGACGUGGUGGUCUGUCCCCUGCCUCUCUCGGUGCAACUCAGCAAGGACGGCGUCCCGUUGGAGGUGUGUGUGGAUGGUGAUUGUCACGUCCUGGGUAGAGUGGUCCGGGCAGCCCCAGAGGGCGUCCCCCAGAACACGCUUCUUACCACCCUGCUGGGCCUGGGCCUGCUCCUGCUCAUGGUUUUCCUGGCUGCUGCCCUCGCCUUAGCCUACCAGUGGCGGAGGAAGCAACUAGUCCUUUCUCCCCACCCGGAUGACCGGGCACCCCCGGGCCAGACUGCUGGAGCUGCACUCCUGCGUGCGCUCCACUCAGGCUCUGACAGUGGAGAUGAUCUGGCACUCUCUGCCCUUGAUGGUCCACGUUCUCCCACUGGGGCCCAUGCGGAAUCCUUCUCAGAUGGCAAGGACGCGUCCUCUGUCCCUCUGCUGCGGACAGAGUCCAUCCGGCUCAGGGACCUGAGCUCAGCACUCCUGGCCGAGGUCAGGGAUGUGCUGAUUCCUCAUGAGCGAGUGAUCACCCACAGUGACCAAGUCAUCGGCAGAGGCCACUUCGGGGUUGUCUACCAUGGGGAAUAUACAGACGAGGCCCAGAAUCGGACCCAUUGUGCCAUCAAGUCACUCAGUCGCAUCACGGAGGUGCAGGAGGUGGAGGCCUUCCUCCGUGAGGGGCUGCUCAUGCGGGGCCUGCACCACCCGAACGUGCUGGCUCUCAUCGGGAUCAUGCUGCCCCCCGAGGGGCUGCCCAGUGUGCUGCUGCCCUACAUGCGCCACGGAGACCUGCUCCAUUUCAUCCGCUCGCCUCAGCGGAACCCCACUGUGAAGGACCUCAUCGGCUUCGGCCUGCAGGUGGCCCGGGGUAUGGAGUACCUGGCGGAACAGAAGUUCGUGCACAGGGACCUGGCUGCUAGGAACUGCAUGCUGGACGAGUCAUUCACCGUCAAGGUGGCGGACUUUGGCCUGGCCCGUGACGUCCUGGACAAGGAGUACUACAGCGUCCGUCAGCAACGCCACGCUUGCCUGCCUGUCAAGUGGAUGGCGCUGGAGAGCCUGCAGACCUACAGAUUCACCACCAAGUCUGACGUGUGGUCAUUUGGUGUGCUUCUGUGGGAACUGCUAACACGGGGUGCCCCGCCAUACCCCCACAUUGAUCCUUUUGACCUCAUCUGCUUCCUGGCCCAAGGUCGGCGCCUGCCUCAGCCUGAGUAUUGUCCCGAUUCUCUGUACCGGGUGAUGGAGAGGUGCUGGGAGGCAGACCCAGCAGCACGACCCACCUUCAGAGCACUGGUGGUAGAAGUGGAGCAGGUUGUGGUCUCGCUGCUCGGGGACCACUAUGUGCAGCUGUCCGCAGCCUACGUGAACCUGGGCCCUAGCACCCUGGAGGGGGCGAGUGCGCUCCCGGAACAUCUGCGGUCCUCGCCUGUGCACAGGAGUGUGUCUCGGCCCCGACCCCUCUCAGAGCCGCCUCUGCCCACCUGACCUGGGUCCUGGGAAGGCCCAUGGGGCUGAACUUGCUUAGUGGCCUUGAGCCAAGCCCUGAUGGCCUCCGGGCCGUGCCAGGCUGGAGGAUGUGGGGUUUCCACCUCGUGCCUGCCCUUUAACCUCCAGGGAGUGGUGGAGGGCACAUGGGUCUCUCACUGCACAGUGAGCCGGUGUGAGCGACCCUUCCGUAACACGUCCCUAUGGAGCACGCUCUGUGCCGUGCCUGCUGGACACAGAGGACAUGGCAGCGACACAAAGACACUCACCUCUGAGCCAAUAAAAAAAAUGAAUAUUCAUGUACAAA